AUGAAUAAACUCGCCCAUGGGGGCCCCUACCCUGGUCGAGAGGCCGACGAGGCGGCUAUAUUCGCCCUCUGUAAAAUACAGACGGCAGCCGCUCUACCGCACACGAGGCAGCAGGUGUUGGGUGUGCCACCGAGAGCCCCGCCGGUUACAUCGCAUUUGCUUGCGGUUCCGGCGGCGGCGGCCUCGGCGGGAGUUGCGCCGCUGGUCUCGACCACUCAAGAGGUCGAUGUGCCCCCGGUUGCCCCCCUGGCCCCCGAAACACAAGAAGAGCCCGUGGCUGCGCUAGCCGUGGCCACCGAGAUGGAGGACGUCGAUCUGCCCGACGCCAAUCUGGCUGAGGCAAUUGCCGAGUCAGAGCGUCGUGACACUGACCCUGACGCUGCCCGCGCGCCCAGAAAGCGCCGGGCUAUGACAAAUGACGAUUCUGACACUCCCUCACAGACAUCUGACGCAGCGAGGCCGCGGAAGAAGGCCCCUAGGGCCUCCCGCACCUCCACCACAGAGUCUGGGACGACUAUCGCGGGCUCCUCCCGGAGCACCGCCAAGCAGAAACCGACGAAGACAACGCGGCGGUCCACUCGUCCACCUGCCGCCUCCCGGCAGCCGGACGAGGACGGUUUUGUUGCCCCACCCCGGCGGCACACUGCCAGGGCUGCUGCGCUGCAGCAACCGACCCCGCUGCCGACCGCCAACGCGUUUGCGAGCGCCAGCGUAGAUGCAUUGGACGAUGGCGCCGCGCCCCCGGCGCCUGUCCAAAAGAAGCCCUUUGCUGCCGCCACCAAGGGCGGCCCGUCAGCCUCCACCGCCCGACCUUCGGCGCAGGCGGAGGGCGAGACGCAGCAACCGACCGCGCCGUCCACGGCUUCGCCCGUGGGGGUGGCAACCCCUGCGCCCUCGCAGAGCGCGCGAGUUGCCGCCCCGCGCAGGCGUCGUCGGCGCGCGGGCCGGGCCACACCUGCCGUUGCGCAACGGACUGCCGCCAACACUCUGCCGCAGCAGAGGACGGCACCUCGUGCUGUGCCGCAACCGCGAUCGACUGCUGAUGCUCCACAGCAGCCGUCUACUUCGGAUCGGCCGCAACAGGCCGCCCCAGUGGUGGAGGCCGCCCCAGAGGCCCCCACCCCCCCCUUGGCCGCCGACGCAGCCGAGCUCCGAUCGCUCUUGCGGUCGUUGAGUGUGGCCCGGCCCGCGCGCCGACGACGCCUGCGCGGGGCGGCAACUCGCGCGCUCUGCGAGGGCGCAGGGGUUGCCACCCCCACGGGCGAAGCCGUGGACGGCGCGGUCGGUUGCUGCGUCUCGCCCUCCGCCUGCGCCGAAGGUCGGGCGGUGGAGGCUGACGGGCCGCCCUUGAAAAAGUCCCCCAUUAAAAAGCGAAAGUCGCCGCUGAGAAAAACAUCGGCCAAGACGAGGAAAACUCAGCGCGCGGAAAGACCGGCUAGCCCGUGCGAGGCACAGCCGACCGAGUCAGCGCAGGACGCGCCCGAGCGGACAAAGGCCGCCACGUGCUCAGGUAACGGAGCGGGCGGCCCCGCGCAGGUACAAUGCGCCGAGGCACGAGGCGAGCACAAUGGCCCGGCCGCGCCACCCGGCCCGUCGCGGGAACAAAGCCGCGACGCAGGUACCACGCCAGCACCGGCGGCCGCCGUGCAGCGCGCUGCUGUGGGCACGCCGCGGCAUGAGAAUGCAGCGGCGGGCGAGCAGCGGUGCGCGGUCGUGGCGGACGCCGAACCUGCCACUCCACACGACGAUGACGGUUUCCAGAGGCCCAAAAGAACCGCCGGCCGCUCCCCUGUGCUGCACACAGCCUCCCCGGUAUCAACAAGCGUUGCUGACCCUACAACCCCAGGCACGGUUUUUGGCAUUCAAGUCUCCACCGAGUAUGACUUUGGGGCCUAA
This is a messenger RNA of Schistocerca cancellata (South American locust), 1896 nucleotides long. Its product is annotated as nascent polypeptide-associated complex subunit alpha, muscle-specific form-like. Bases 1 to 1896 code for a protein of 631 amino acids. The record is from RefSeq and is a predicted model, not a curated record. Lineage: Eukaryota; Metazoa; Arthropoda; Insecta; Orthoptera; Acrididae. The transcript has 5 exons.